This is a messenger RNA of Fusarium poae, 1335 nucleotides long. RefSeq lists its product as uncharacterized. Gene Ontology annotation, molecular function: ATP binding; phosphotransferase activity, alcohol group as acceptor. Gene Ontology annotation, biological process: amino sugar metabolic process; peptidoglycan turnover. The coding region runs from base 1 to 1335 and encodes 444 amino acids. The transcript has a single exon. NCBI's taxonomy places the organism in Eukaryota, Fungi, Ascomycota, Sordariomycetes, Hypocreales, Nectriaceae. The record is from RefSeq and is a predicted model, not a curated record.
AUGAGUUCCAACAAAAAGCAGUCUCAAAGCGCUACCUCAGAGCCUUUGGACAUCACCGUUUUGGGCUUGAACUCAGGCACAUCGAUGGACGGAAUCGAUUGUGCAUUAUGCCGCUUUCGACAAGAAUCACCGACUGCACCAAUGCACUUGGAACUUCUGAAGUACGACGAAAUUCCUCUUGAUCAGACCAUCAAGAAAAGGGUUAUGCGCAUGAUCCUACAUAACAGCACUACACCCGAGGAGCUAUCAGAAGUCAAUGUACUUCUCGGCGAGACAUUCGCAGACGCCGUUAUGACCUUCUCAGAGAAACACAACAUCCCCCUAUCAUCCGUCGAUGCUAUUGGGUCUCAUGGCCAGACUAUCUGGCUGCUCAGCGUUCCUGAAAAGGGACAAACGAGGUCCGCUUUGACUAUGGCCGAGGGCUGCUUUAUUGCCUCAAGGACUGGUAUCACAACCGUCACCGACUUCCGAGUUUCUGACCAGGCUGCUGGACGUCAAGGAGCACCUCUCAUCGGUUUCUUCGACUCGCUACUCCUUCACAAUCCGACCAAGUUCCGGGCCUGUCAAAACAUUGGCGGUAUCGCAAAUGUCUGCUUUAUCCCCCCUGAUGUGGACGGAGCACUCAAUACGGAGUUCUUUGACUUUGACACUGGCCCCGGUAAUGUUUUUAUCGAUGCGGCAGUGCGGUUCUUCACCGACAACAAGCAAGAGUACGAUAAGGAUGGUGAGAUGGGUCGAGCUGGAAUGGUGAAUCAAGAGAUGGUGGAUGAGUUUCUCCAGACUCAUCCUUACUUUGCUCUAGAUCCACCCAAGACCACUGGAAGAGAGGUCUUCAGAGACACGAUCGCACAUGAAUUGAUUGAGCGUGGACUGAAAAUGGGAAUGACACAAAACGACAUUGUUGCCACUUUGACGCGAAUCACAGCGCAGGCCAUAGUGGAACAUUACAAACGGUAUAUGCCGACUCAGUACGGCCCUCUAUCAGAGAUUUACAUGUGCGGAGGUGGAGCCCGAAACCCAAACAUCACGGAGUAUCUGCAAAAGGCCUUUCCUGACACCAGAAUUACUAUGCUUGAUGAAGCUGGCAUCCCUUCGGAUGCCAAGGAAGCCAUCACGUUUGCCUGGCAAGGAAUGGAGGCUGUCGUCGGGAGGAGUAUCCCUGUUCCUGCGCAAGUUGAGGACAGAAGGGAGUAUGUGCUUGGUAAAGUGAGCCCAGGCAAAAACUAUCGCCAGCUGCUGAAGAAGGGCAUGAAAUUUGGGGGCGACUCAGAUUAUUUACCUCCUGUGAAGGAGCUCGUGAACUAUGUCAAUGGUCAGGUAUAUAGUGCCAUAUAG